CACAAGGGGUGAACUGACCACUCCCAAAACAAUCAAAGAUGAUUCCUGGAAAUACAAAAUUGUCUUCUGGAACACCAAAGCAAUGUAAAAUGUCAUGGGAAAAAAAGGAAAGCUUGCAUCUCGCUAGGACACGUGUCUGAAAACCACAUGAAGUUAACAACCUGCCAGCAGGGAGCGGUAAAUUACCAAACCAGGCCGGGUCAGAGACUUCGGCAAUGGCAGCGCUGUAAAACUAGUGACAGCUGAGCAAACUGACUUGGCCAUCCCCCAGCUGAGCUCCCACCUCUCCCCCUCACCUAACCUGCUGGUGUCCUCAAUCCUGGGUCAGCAAUUCAUUGCAAAAACCUCAGGAGAACACAGGCCAGCUUCCAUACCACUGUUCCCCUAAGGUCUGCUCUCAGGCCAUGGCUGUUCACAGACAAACAUCAAAGAUGGUGCUGUAUCUUGUUUGGACCCUAUUGGGCUUCGGUCUUUGUGCCCCUCCAACUGAUCUGGACCCUGAAGCAUUUGGAUACGAUGAUUUAAACACGUUGGAUCUGAACUAUGAAUAUGAUGAGGAGGUUGAGACACUGGCUCCUCCUCCAGCAGUCACUCCGCCACCUGCUGUUGUUCCUCCUGAGGACUAUGUGGAGGAAGUCACACUGCCGCCCCGUCCAACAAAGUCUCCUGUCCCAUCAACUUUAGACUUACAUGGUCCGGGCCUGUUUGGGCCUGACACAGGCUUAGGGAUGCCCUCCUGCCUGCUGUGUGUGUGUAUCAGCGGCAGUGUUUACUGUGAUGACUCAGAACUGACUCAGAUUCCCCCUCUUCCCAAAGAAACCACACACUUCUACGCUCGCUUCAACAAGAUCACCGAGGUCAAGGCCACAGACUUCAUCAAUCUCAAUCAGCUGAAACGGAUCGACCUGAGUGGAAACCAGAUAGGUAAAGUGAACGAGGCCGCUUUUCGUUCCCUGCUUCAACUUCAGGAUCUCAUGUUGGCCGACAACAACAUCCAGGUACUCCCAGAACUCCCAGCUUCCCUGAAGCACAUUGAUGUUCGCAAUAACCAGCUAAGGAGUUCAAGCAUGCACGCAGAGGCCUUUAAGGAGAUGGAAGAGCUUCAGUUCCUGUACCUAUCAAACAACAAGUUAGACUACAUUCCCGUACCCCUACCUGACAGCCUACGAUCGCUCCACCUGCAGAAUAACAAUAUACAGAGCAUAAGCCAAGAUACUUUCUGCAACAUUCAUGACAAAAACUACAUACGGAAAGCCCUGGAGGACAUCAGGCUUGAUGGCAACCCGGUGGACAUCAAUUUCUACCCCCAGGCUUAUAUCUGCUUACCACGACUACCCAUAGGAACUCCAGUCUAGGAAAAUGUCCCUCUUUUUUUCCACAGUUUGUGUGUGUAUGUGUGUAUUUUCUGAACUUCUAAACUCCUCUGUGACCACAGCAAAAUAAUAUGAAGCAAAAAGAUCAAAUAAUGUCUCAAUCAAUAUCUAGGAGAACGUUUUUAUUUCCGAGCUUUGUUCUCUUUUAGCCAGUCACGCUAGGCAUGGACUCAGUGACUUUGCACUCAUUACAAUACAUGUAAAAAUGGCUCUGUUGCAAAAUCUAGUGAGCUAUCUCACCUACAUAGGCACUAAGAAUACACUAAGGAAUGAUCGAACUAAAAUUCCACCAUAAGUGACCAAUUUGUAACAGUCUACAUAGAGGCAAGCUAAAGUUACCUAGUUGCAAUAGUAAAUGCGUUUUUAUCUCACUCACGUUUGCUUUUGUUAACACUAUUGGUUGGGUUACGAGCACGUUUUUGGGAUGAUUUUUACCGAUGCUCUAUUAUUGAAUGAAUUCUAAGCAUCUAUACAGUAAAUGUCAAUUCUUUCAAUUCAUCCACCAUUUUUGGUGCACUUUUUCACAAAAUGCAUUGCAAAAUAUUAAGGGAUAGCCUUCUCCAUGGAGGAUAUGGGCUAGGUGAUGCUGCCUCACAAUUUGUCCAUAAAAAGGCAGUGUAAACAUGCUAACUACCUUUUGGAAUACUCUUCAUGUAGAGAGCAUGCCUAUGAUUUUUGUAGGAAGCUUACUUGUUUGGAACAGAG
Molecule: messenger RNA, 2078 nt
Organism: Rhinichthys klamathensis goyatoka
Lineage: Eukaryota; Metazoa; Chordata; Actinopteri; Cypriniformes; Leuciscidae
Gene: optc
Product: opticin
Exons: 7
Coding region: 405-1355 (316 amino acids)
Molecular function (GO): protein binding
Source: RefSeq, a predicted model, not a curated record